AAGCUUACAUUUCUAGUGACUGACCGCAGUUAAAUCGUAAAUAACAAAAAAAGGACCGGCUAGCGGUGUGGAUGCUAGCUGUUAGCAUAUUUGGCUGUGGGAAAACAGUUAAGCCAUUUCUCUGGAGGAUGACUAGAAGGAAGAACUUUUCCCAAGGACGGUAAUCGCGAAGUCCUACGAGAAUUGAUACUGGGCAAUUGCUCCAAUCUGCAUCCAGCAUGGCUAACCUACCAAAGAUGAGCUCCAGCACUGGACCAGUGCAGCUUGCGGAAAAUGAUGACAACUUGGAUCCAGAUAGGCUUUUGCAGUGUCCCUUUGAUACAAACCACCAAAUCCGGUCCUGCCGCUUCCCUUAUCACUUGAUUAAGUGCAGGAAGAAUCACCCAGAAAUUGCCAAAAAACUGAAAACGUGUCCAUAUAACGCUCGACACCUGGUUCCCAAGCAUGAGCUGGAUCAUCACAUCGAGACCUGCAUGAACAAAAUAUCUGUGGACACUGAAGAUGGAGAGAAUGAGCAUGGCUGGCAUGUCCCUGUCAAUACUUGGACAAACCUAAACUCAACUGAGGACUGGGACAAAGAGGAAGAUCCUUCUCCAACUCCCUUUGUGUAUGGGGAAACCUCCAAGUUGAAACAAAUAGGGGCGAACAACCUUGGUCCAAACUUCAGAGCUCCCACUACUCUACCAUGGUCUGGUUCCAACCAAUAGACCCCAAGGCCUGCUGAAUCAGUCCUUUUUUUUUUUUUUUCUUU
Cyprinodon variegatus (sheepshead minnow) is the source of this 751-nucleotide messenger RNA. RefSeq names its product gametocyte-specific factor 1-like (gene gtsf1). The record is from RefSeq and is a predicted model, not a curated record. The transcript is spliced from 7 exons. NCBI's taxonomy places the organism in Eukaryota, Metazoa, Chordata, Actinopteri, Cyprinodontiformes, Cyprinodontidae. Bases 219 to 707 code for a protein of 162 amino acids.